AUGGGAGCGAAGCCUUCAAGGGGUUUGUCCUCCCAGGAGUUAAAACAGCCGCUGCUGCCACUGACAACCCAUUGCGCGGCCUACAAGCCAGAAGGCAGCUGGCUGAGUACGCAGCCUCCCCAAAGUGGAGGAAGCCAACCCUCAGCUCCGGCCAGCUUCAAGGCCGGCAAGCCAAGAAAAACCAGAGAUUUCAUCGACGGCGAGAUAACUCUGCGUUCUACGUGCACUAGGCACGUAUGGGAUGGAGAGAGCUUCGACCCGCGAUUCGUCACUGAAGAGCAGACAACUCAUGCUAUCAGUGGACAGGUGGCAACCCUCGUAUGCCGCUAUGUGGACGAGGGAAGACAGGGAGGGAAGGCUCGGGAAAAGAGCAACGACGACUUCCAUGAGGAUCACUUCCUGCGUCGGAGAUGGUGUUGCUGUCCCCGCAGAAAAAAGAAGCCCGAUCUGUCGCAUGAGGCUGUCUUGACUUUUCUCAAUGAUAUUUCGGACUCCCUGUAUUUUUGCAAGCAGGUGGUUGUUUUGUGUGCAAUUUACAUCGAGCGCUUGAUUGCGCAAACUGACACAGUGCUGACGGUUGGCAACUGGCGCUCACUUGUCACCGCCGGCCUACUAAUUGCAUCCAAGGUAUGGGAAGAUAUCCACCCUUGGAAUGCUGACUUUGAGGAAUGCCUCCUUGAAGUUGCAGGAAUCCGCUACAAAUCCGGCGCACUUUACCGCUUGGAGUCUAUGUUCUUGCAGAAGCUGCAGUGGAAAGUGUUCGUGGAUGCCAAGAUCUAUGCUGCCUACUUCUUCUCCUUGAUGGAAGGAAUAAGGCAAGGAUGCGGUCUUCCUCUCCUAGUUCUCCAGCAGCUGGAGUCACUACUUCAGCCUUCAUGGAAGAUGUGCAGGCAGAACAGAAGCCAGAAGUUGAAGCAACGGUCGCAGAGGCCAAGGCAGCGUGCCUGGAAAUGUAUUUUGAAGUGUUGCGCGUGGUGUGCGGAGCCUGGGAGUGCCCUAAACUAA
Messenger RNA from Symbiodinium pilosum, 1005 nucleotides. NCBI's taxonomy places the organism in Eukaryota, Dinophyceae, Suessiales, Symbiodiniaceae. The record is from the annotation of a GenBank genome assembly.